UGUCGGAGGGGGGAGGCCGCUGGAAGAACCAGCCAAAGAGGUCACGUUUGAUUGACAAGCAGUGUAUAUUCGAUUUCAGACAAGCAUUUCUCGUGGAUUUUGAACGUAUUGGAGGUAUAUUUACAUGUGAAAGCCUAUAUACCCAGCCUUGUAGUGUUCCCGGCACCAUCACCGAUGUUAUGUUUAUGAGCAAUGCCUGCGGGUGGCGACACCUACGAUGACCAUACCCUGAUGCAGUCAUACCAGCUGCAGACCAAUGAAUCUUUCAACGUUGCGGAUGAAUCUGCAGCCAGUAUUCUGAAAUCUGUGAAGGCACAGGAGGCACAGUUUGAACGUCUGACAAGAGAAUUAGAAGUAGAGAGAGAGAGCGUAGCUCACCAGCUGAAUCAGCAUAGACUAGGUAGUGACUCUGGAAGCAUGACGAGUGCGGACGACUCGUACAUGUGGCGAGGGCAGCCCUCGUCCCAGCAGACGUCGUACUACGAGGAUGACCCAAGUCACUUGGCAGACACCUCGAAAAUGAGCUCGCAUCUAUUGGACUCUUGUCUGCGAGAACUGGAGGACCGAGGAACACUGAACACUGGGUACGUGCGUGAGGACGGUAGGAUGGACUACAUCCACGAAGACCAAUACAGUGGACACUACAACUCCAGUCCUGGGAUGGGCUACGGAGGCGGGGGCAACUAUGGCAACCCAAACAUGUCAUAUGACCGAGAAGUCUCCCCCCAUGGUUCCCAUGUAUCCUUGCAGAGUGCUGGCAGCAACCGGGGACGUCCCGCUAAAGUGCCCACAGUGUCCCGUAUCAUCACAAGCGAGGAGCUCGGACCCAGAGGAUCGCUGAGUUCCCUGCCACAGGAACAGCAGAACGGCAACUAUGCCACGUACCAGUCAAUCAGCCGGCCAGGAGAGGGGAUCCGUGGAUCACCACUCCCUAGUCAGCAUCCCCGAGAGGCUUUGACCCUAGGUUUUCGUCCGAGUCAUCUUCCUGAACACUUCCCCUCAGCUCCUGCUCACUACGGCAGUUCGCCGCGGGGCAGCGUCGCACGUUAUAGCAACGACUCCCCAAACACUGAUAAUUACGACGGCUAUGUGCACAGAGAUCAGUACCCAGGCAGUAGAGGCAGUUACAACACGCCAUCAGAAUCGGGCGCCCUGUACCGAGGCGGACAACCCACCUAUGGGGAUUAUGAUGACCGCUACCCCGAGCCAGCCCUGCCGUCAGACCCGUACAGAGAUAUUCCACUGGAUGAUUCCCGGCAUCAGGCCUCACCUCACGGAGACCCCUACAAUGGAGGUCAUCCAGAUGACAUCAACAGAUCAUACGGAGAUCCCCAUUACCGAGAUCAGCCUUACGAUGAUGAUGGUUACCGAGGACCUCCACGAUAUGAUGAACAUGAUGCACCACGAGAUGCAGAUCCUCAUUAUGGAGGCCACCCUGACGACUCAUUCAGAGGGCCCCCGGAGGAACCAGGAUACCGGAAUAGUUACCAGGAUCCUCCGUAUGACUCCUACGGAUCUCGACCAGGAGAAGAUUAUGGACAUAUUCCAGAAACAGGAAAUGAGCCUCAAUAUAGAGGCAGCUAUCAAGGUCAUCCAGAUGACCCAAGUGCUGACCCCAACGACCCUCGGUACAGGGAGAGCUACCAGAACAAUCCAGAGGAUCCGUAUGGAGAUCGGCAUGAAAACCCCUAUGGGGGUUCAAUAGGACCUCAAGGGGACGUUAGUGAUGAUCCCCGAUAUCGGAAUAGUUAUCAAGGUCACCCUGAUGACCCCUAUGCUGAUAGACCUGGUGAUGAUCCUGAUUUGAUUCGACGUAUGCAAGGGUUACCUCCCUUGAGGAAAGACCCGUUUGCCGAUGACCCGUUCCAGGAGACCCGGACCGGCAGUUAUCCUGGGCUACGACCGGGAGAGGAGGAUCCAUACAACCGCGGACCGUCUCCGUCACAAGGACCAGGACCCUCACCAUACGAGGACCGUGGACCCCCCUUCCGAGAUGAGUCUUACGAUGACCGUGACGUCGGGCAGCCACCGUACGACUCCAGCGCUCCUCCACACUACGACUACCACGACAGCCAGGAAUACCCAGACAAAACACCCCAACCUUAUUAUCCAGAAGAAGAUGUCCAGAGAACUGAGGCUCCUGUUGCUUCAGCUCCACCUGUGAAUGAUUAUAACUCUGAGGGGAGGAGAACUCCGCCCGAUAGUCGGCCUGGAUCAUUCCGGUGGCGCAACCCUGACCUUCAGGAAGUGAUCGACUACUUGGGUCACCGUGACAACGAUAUCAAAGUCCAUGCAGCUGCAUAUCUCCAGCAUCUCACCUUCAUGGAUGAUGGAAUCAAAGCAAAAACAAGAGGCCUUGAUGGAAUCCGUCCCCUGAUCCAGCUGCUGAGUAAUGAGUACCCCGAGGUCCACAAGGCAGCGUGUGGAGCGCUGCAGAACCUGUCCUAUGGCCGGACCAACGAUGAGAACAAGAAAGCAAUUCGGAAUGAAGGCGGCAUCCCAGAACUAAUUCGACUCCUGCGGAAGUCUCACGAAGAUGAUGUGCGGGAAUCUGUUACGGGUGUGUUGUGGAAUCUCUCAUCAUGUGAGGAUCUGAAGAAGCCAAUUAUAGAUGAUGGUUUGGCGGUACUUGUGAAUGUUGUGAUAAUCCCACACUCGGGGAUGGACCGGAUGGGGGCAACGCCGUACCGGGACCACGAGCCGUGGACCACAACGUUCAGGAACGCCACUGCAGUGUUUCGGAAUGUGAGCUCAGCCGGAUUCGAUGCGAGGAAGAAGAUCAGAGAGUGUCGUGGCCUUGUGAAGGCGCUGAUCCACACCCUGAAGAUCGCAACGGAAGGGGAUAUGGACAAUAAGCCCGUGGAGAAUGUUGUCUGUAUUCUCAGGAAUCUUUCAUACAGAAUCCAAGAAAUUGAAGAUCCCGACUUCUACAAGAAGAGGACGUUACCACGGAACCGAGGUCCACCAGAGAAAGGUGACAGUACGGGAUGUUUUGGUGGUGGAGGCAAGAACAAGAAAGGUGUACAAAAGAAGGGAGGAAAUGAACCCAACAGACCCAGCCCACAUUCCCUCAAGCUGCCACGGAGUACAAGGGGUUGUGGGGCGCCGACGUCGAGCGCCGACGUCGUCCACCUCUACUCGCUGCUGCUCAAGAGUGCAUCCAACCCUGUCACACUGGAGGCUGCUGCAGGCGCCAUACAGAAUCUGACUGCAUGCGAGUGGCAGCCAGCUAUUGACAUCCGAGCCCUCGUACGGAAGGAGAAGGGUCUUCCUAACCUUGUUGACUUGUUGACAUUUGAGAAUGACCGAGUGGUAUGUGCAGCUGCCACGGCCCUGCGGAAUCUGGCCAUUGAUGAACGCAACAAGGAACUAGUUGGUAAAUAUGCCAUGCAACAACUGGUGAGGAAACUUCCGGCACAUCGGACGAUGCCAGGUCCGGUGCCCCCGGACGACACAUUAUGUGCUGUCAUAGCAACGCUGUAUGAGGUCAUUAAGAAUAAUCAAGAUUUUGCACAGUCUCUGAUGACUGAGAACGGCAUUCCACGCCUCCUGAAUAUCACCAAGUCAGAAAACCAGUACCUUGCCCGCACGGUCAAAUACGCACACACGGUGAUGCGGACGAUGUGGGCGUUCCGGGCCCUGCAUCCGAGUACUCCCGGAUGGGGCUCACAGAGAAGGACUUCCUCAUGUUCACAGCUGCCUGCAGUGAUUGUUAAAAAUGUUAAACCAUGGAAUGUCAAAAGUACACUGGGGAAGGGAGUCUACUCAUAUAAGCCACUAGCGGAGGGCUCGAAGUACAGCAAUUUAAGCAGCAGUAUAAGUCCUGUUGCCAGUAACCACACGACUCCAUACAACACGCUAAACCGACCAAUCAGUGCUCAGGGUUACGAUGACAACACACUGUCUCCUGGACGACCGCUGCAGAAGCGUCCCAACAACAACUACGAUCACAGUCACAAUGAAGCUGAUGGCUACUUCUCAAUGAACCAGAGCCACUCGCAUCUCAAUGAUCAUGAUCGACACAACUAUUCCCAUGACAACAGUAGACCCGAUGACAUACCCAUGACCGACCUGGGCCCCGGCUAUGCCCCCCUGGAGGAGCCUCAGCCACAGCCACCCCACCACAGAAACAAGCCACCGGUCGGAGGGGUCCCCCUCUUCCCAAACAUGCAACAGGAGCCGGCAGACCAGUCAGGGGAGCCAUUGUAUGCAAAGGUGAACAAGAAGAGUCAGCGACGUAACGAUGAUUACGUCCACUCCAGUAAAGUCAUGCUAGAUGCCGGGGGAGGACCACAAGGUGGCGCUGACUCCUGGGUGUGAUCAUGUGGCCCCGUUGUUAUCACUUGGACUUGCCAUCUGUUAAGUCGUGUGUACUGAACCAAGGGAGAUAACCCUUGUACAGGGAAGCAACUCUUGCCCAAGGGAAGCAACAUAUAGCUGAGCUCUUAUGUCUGCAGAUAAAAGCUUGAAAAGUGAAAACAGGGGCAGGCAGUUACUGUGUACAUACCGCAGUGUUGUGUGGACGUCUGAUGACACAUCUGCAUAAACAACCUGGGUGUAAUAAUCACUGACUUGACACAUGGAAGGAUUAUAAGGAAUUACUUGCAUAAGCUUCUUCGUGAUAUAUUCUGUGGAUCUACUGAGGAAUGUGCUUGUGCCCAACCUGUCAUGGUUGUUUGUGAUUCUUUGAUCAUGGAAUCACUAAGAGACACGGGACUACGUGCCAGCUCCACACAGGUUGCCAGCUGACAUCAGUGUGCAGAGGAGUUGUGAUGUUCUCUCACCCCUUUCUGUUUUAAAGGAUGUGUGAUAGUACAGAAUAAUGUUAGCUGUAGUGCGAGAUAUUGUAUAUACAUGGAGCGCUGACAUUAACUGGUUGUACAGCUACUACUAAUGCCAGGUACGUCUGGCAAAGCAAGCGCUGAUGACAGACUUUGUGUAUGCACACAAUAAUAACCAUGGUAUAAAGUGCGUAUUCAACAAGGUGUACCAAAUUUGUCAAGUAAUAUUCAGUUAUUUUCUAAUUUCAUAUUCCAUAUUGCACACAGUAGGUGCCAAUGGAUGUGUGUACAUUUCAUGCAUGUUCAUGUCAGGAGUGAAUAAGUGUCAUUGUUUUAAAACACUGUAGCAUUACACGGACUGCAGACGUACACAGCAGAGGAUAUAUAUAUUUUUUCUAUGAAUCAAGUUGCUUUGUUUUUGUAGCUACUGCUAUCUCACAUAUCCAAGUCUGUCAUAGAACAUACAUAGUUAUCUCCCUUUGAGGGACUUUGAUUGCCAUGCAAAAUGUGUCCUGGUGGGGACUCUUCUAAUGCCACGUUGAAUGGAGUUGUCCCCCUUUCUGGAGCUCUUCUAAUUCCAUGUCUAUUGAGUUAUCACCCCAUGUGAUUAUUUAUGACUACGACCCAAAUGGUUUCUUCUGCUCUCUGUGGCCCCCCUGGGUCGGGUAGUGCUUGACUUCUGUCCUCAUAUCCUGCUAGCACUCCAGCUUGGUAGUUGAGUCGUUAGGAAAAUAUUCUAUUCUAUUGAUACCAUAAUCCCCACUUCUUAUCCUCCCUCUGUGGUCAUCGUACACCUGGACAGGGAUUCUUGGAUUGUAAUGUACAAGAUGAGGUAUGAUUCUGUAGCCAUCAGUAAACUGAUCAACAUCCCUGUGAUGUAACUGAAAUCGAGGCAGGACCCUGUCCCACUGUGCCAUCUUGGUGCAACUUCUGUAAAUCCCCUAACUUGGGGGGGAUUCACAUUCACAUUCUUGAAUAUACAAAGCUAUUUUCGAAUGAAUUCUGUUUAUGACAACACUAAAU
Messenger RNA from Haliotis rubra (blacklip abalone), 5804 nucleotides. Its product is annotated as catenin delta-2-like. Gene Ontology annotation, cellular component: adherens junction; nucleus; cytoplasm. Gene Ontology annotation, molecular function: cadherin binding. NCBI's taxonomy places the organism in Eukaryota, Metazoa, Mollusca, Gastropoda, Lepetellida, Haliotidae. Gene Ontology annotation, biological process: cell-cell adhesion; cell-cell junction assembly. The record is from RefSeq and is a predicted model, not a curated record.